AUGGAUAGAAUAUCAAACCUCCACUUUGGUUCACCAGGAAAUUCACUUGAAAUACGUGUCUUGCGAAAAUGGACACUACAAUUCAGAAAGGACGAGACAUGGUUUAUCGUGAUUGAUGAGCAUGGAGAUACAAUUCAGCUACUUGCACAAAAGACAAAUCAAGGAUCCAUAGAAACUUCAUUACUACUCUCUCGAUGUUAUCGUAUUAAGGACUAUACAUGCACUGAGCCAGACAAAUAUCAAAAGGUCUUAGAUCACCCAGUACACAUGAAUAUUGGUGAAGAAUCAACAAUUGAGGAAAUUCCAAACCGCAAUGCACUUCCACUAACAUGGUUCCGCUUCAGUCCAAGAUCACACUUUCAAAUGAUAGCAGACAAAAACUUGGAGCAUCCAGAUUUCAUAGGCAUGAAAAUUAGUGCGGAGGAGAUUACCAUACUCUUAUGGAAGGAAUGCAUAGAUUCGCCAGACAAAUUCAAUCGAAAUGCCCUUACAUCAAACUCUAACACGGUGGUACUAGCUUUCACCAAUGUCAAGUCCAUUAUGUACAAUGGAAAAUUAACAUUGACAAGCACCAGCGCAACACACAUGUACGUCAAUCCCAAAAUACCAGAAACGGACACACUCAUUACAAGAUUUGGUACCCAAUUUCACUCAAAAUCAUCAUCAACUGUGAUAAAUACUACAUUACAACGCUUAAAGAGCUCAGAUUUCUCUCAAAUAGUGACCAUACUAUCUGAUUUCACAUUCAAAGAUGUAUGGUACCACGUUACAUGUACCACAUGUGGUAAAUCAACACACAAAAAAGAUAUAAAAUCUCAGCAGUACUCACAGACAAUACAGAUACCACAACAGUUUUCAUGUCUAAAUGAAGCAACCUGUACUUUUCUAAAUGCGACUGCACAAGAAAUCAUAGACCGCUUUCCCAGUCAAGAUAGAAAAACUUUACCUGAACCACUCGAACGUUGUAAAGGGUUGACAAAGAAUGUCUAUGUAGAAUGCACAAAACUUUCUUCCACUAGAAAUAUCCGUUUCACAGUCACCACAAUUAGUGACAUAAAAACACCACAACCAACAAUCUUAUCAACACAAAAAACACAAACUACACCUUCAACACCAAUGGAACAACAAACCACAACAACUAUGGAGUCCCUCACCCCUACUAAAUCACGUGAAACUGGAAAACGACUCCAAAUGGAACAUACAGACACACCAAAAAAACCACGUCCCAAACAAGAGAAAUACAUAAACCACGGCGAAGCAGACGAAGGAACACAUGCCAAAAAGCAAUGA
This is a messenger RNA of Lactuca virosa, 1290 nucleotides long. Lineage: Eukaryota; Viridiplantae; Streptophyta; Magnoliopsida; Asterales; Asteraceae. The record is from the annotation of a GenBank genome assembly.